Molecule: messenger RNA, 1041 nt
Organism: Paramuricea clavata
Lineage: Eukaryota; Metazoa; Cnidaria; Anthozoa; Malacalcyonacea; Plexauridae
Source: the annotation of a GenBank genome assembly
AUGUUCCAAGUGGCUUUAGGAAGCAUCAACUUUUUGAAAGAUUCCUCUGACUAUGAGAAUUGCCUUGUUCAAAUGUUUCAUGCUGGAAGUCCAGAUUCUGUGAAAACCCAUGUUGUCAAGGAAAUGACAAAAUUUAAUAGUCACUUGCGCCUUCUCAUAUGCACUAUAGCAUUUGGAAUGGGCAUUAACUGCAAGGGAGUUUAUCGCAGCAUUCACUUUGGCCCUUCAACCACAGUAGAUAACCUUGUCCAAGAAACUGGAAGGUUGGGAAGAGAUGGUAAACAGUGUUUCUGUUAUGUCCUAUUCAACGGUCUUCUUAUGGCUCAUUGUGAUAUCAAAAUUAAAGAGCUUGUUGAAACAGAAUGUUGUAGAACAAAGUUCAUUCGUCAGCUUUUUCCUGGAGAUGCACAUGAUUCAAACCAGCCAGGCUGUCUUUGCUGUGACUGGUGUAGCAAAAAGUGCACCUGCUUAGACCAUGGAACCAUACCCGGUGUCUCAUUCGAUAGUGAGGCUACUGCUGAAAAAUCUAAAUCUCGAAAACGUUUUGUGAGAAAAGAUCAGAAAGAGGAACUUGAGAAAAACUUUUACAAUAUAGGAAAUGUUUAUUGCCAUCAAGUACAGAUAAAUUUAUUCCUGUGGGUUCAACUGGAAUCUUAUUUGAGUUUGACAACUAUCAAAUUACUCAGGUGCUACAGAAUUGUGAUAGCAUUUUUAACAUAAAUGACAUUGCUGACUGUGUGGAAGUAUGGAGACAUGUACAUGCAAAUAACAUUUUCAAAUGCAUGAGCGAAGUACUUGAUGAUAUGGAUAGUUCAGACUUUCCCUUAUCUUUGUCUGAAGAAGAUUUUGAAGACAUGGAAGUAAUUGAUGAUGAUUGGGAAUUGAUUAGAGAUGAUUCAUCAAGGGCUGAAUUGUUUGAUAACUCUAAAUUUGAAGAGCUAACCAUGAUGACAAAUGAAAACAGUCAAAAUGAAAGCCUCAUUAAAUUUGGACCUGGAAACUUAAGUGGCCUGUUAGCUCCCAUAACUGAUGUUAUUGAUG